UAUGCUCAUAUGUCAUCUGAGAAGUAGAAGUGAAUUAGACUGAUAGAUUUUAGUUGCACACACAUCAAUGAUAGUGUGUCAUUAUUGCUUAAAUUCACUGAAAAAUUAUGCAGUAACAAAUCACAUACACAUAUAUAUAUAUAUGUGCAAAUAUAUACGCGCAUGUGUAUUUACGUUGGAUUUAUUAUUCUGAUAUAUGGUUAUAUGAGAGAUAAAUUCUUUGCAAAAUGUCUUCUCAUCAUUAUUACAUUAUGGUGUGAGUUCGUGAGUUCCUUUGCGAAAUGGAAUGCUUUUUAGUUCAAAUGAAAAUUUAGCCUGACAUUUGGAAUGUUAGAAUUACGCGUGAUUCAUGUGUCCGGUAACCAUCUGAACUUGAUUUCCACCUAGAUUUCUAUUUCAUAUCAAUCAUUAUUAUUCCCAUUUGUUACUGAUAACUUGGAUUAAUUAAUUUUUUUCUUAAUGUUACUUAUAUUCAUCAAUUCAAUUCAGCUGAAAGAUGAAUUUAUUUUACUUUACAGUUUAUCAUCAAAACAUCGCUUCUCAAUCUAAUCAAGAUGUAGUUAGCACAUUUAGAGUUUAUAAAAAUGGAGUGAUAUGCUUGCUUAUGCAAUGCGCAUUUAAAGUUAUUUUGCCAACAAAGGAAAAAGGGAAAUACGAUACAUACUAUGUAAACAAAACAACUGAAACUAAUGUUAGGCAUGAAGGUGAUUGUAGUAGAGAAAGUGCUUCAUUCAUACUGACUUAUGAAGAAAAUGCAAUGAACACAUGGAAGAUGGGAAUGGACCUGCAUUCACACGACCACGAAUAUUCAUUAGAUUCCAUUACAGUGAAUUAUUCACGAGACGAUGACACUGUCACCGCUAGAUCUACUGCCGAAGUAUUUACAAUACCAUUAAAAUAUUUUUAUAACUGUAAUGAGGAACAACAGGUCAAUUUGAAAAUACCUAACGAAUAUCAAGCUGCAGUUCGAAUAGUCUUUACCAACUUAACACUUGAAGCUUUUCGUCACAGUUACAAAACACAAUAUGUUGGUUCAGAAGAGGAGUGUGAAUUAGAUACUUCAAGAAGAGACGGUGUUAUCGCAGUCGUCAUCAUUUCCCUUAUAGUAAUUUCCCUAUUGCUGAUUAUUUCACUUAGUGUCGGCUUAGAUAUGAUUCGAAGUAGGUAGGCUAAAUGAAUGACAAAGAAGGAAAUAUGCGUACUGCAAUCAUCAGAUAUAUUUGAUUCCAAAUCUUUUUUGACUUUUAAAUUAACACGUUGUGUUAUAUGCCAACUGGAAAAUGUACUUUUUAGAUUAUCUGUGAUAUUGCAAACAGAAGUACAUCUAUUUCAACAUGUC
Trichobilharzia szidati is the source of this 1339-nucleotide messenger RNA. The record is from the annotation of a GenBank genome assembly. NCBI's taxonomy places the organism in Eukaryota, Metazoa, Platyhelminthes, Trematoda, Strigeidida, Schistosomatidae.